UGUAAGCAAGGGUUGAAGCGGCCUCUCACGCUCUCUCAAUUUGAAGCAAAUAAAUAAUAAUUCUCUCUCUCCUCUCUCCUCUCUCUGUGGGAAUAAAUAUAUUCAGGUAUUAAGCCAUCAGAUUCUCUUCCUCCUUGAAAGGUUCUCCCUCUUUCAAUUUGAAGCAAAUAAAUAAUAAUUAUCUCUAUCCUCUCUCUGUGGGAAUAAAUAUAUAUUCAGGUAUUAAGCCAUCAGAUUCUCCUCGUCCUUGAAAGUGUUUUGCUCCUGUACUUGUGGUCCAUUAAUUUUCAUUCCAAUUCUUGUUAUUUUAUUUUUACCAGAAGAACAUCGUAUUUGGCCAUCAAAUUACGAGGUUUUUGCUAUCCUUUUCUAGCAUUACAAGGUUUUUGCUAUCCUUUUCUUGCAUUUUUGAUACAAGUAGCUCUUCCCUCCUUGUGUACUUCUUCAGCUGCAUAUUUGGGUAGCGUUUCUUUGUUAAUGCUUCUCGAUUUAAUUUUGGGUAGACUUUUCAUUUUCAGAGUGAAGUGGUUUUAGGGUUUAUGGAGCGGUGGAUAUGAGAUAAUGUUUCCAGAGGAAAACUGAGUUGCUGUUUAUGGUUUGUUUUCUACUUAGAAUCAUUAUGAUCUGGGGAAAUUUUAUGCAGAUGUUGCGCAAUCAUUUGGUAAGGUAACUUCUUGGAAUAAAUCACCAGUUGGUCUUUUCCUUUUGAUUGUUCAAUUGUUACAGUCGUCAAGGUUUAAAAAGAAACCUAGAAUUUACCCUGUAAAAAGAAAAAAAGAAAGAAGAGGAAGACUCGGAUUUCUAUCCCACUGUAGGGAAAUUAGGGUUUUUUCAUGCAGGAGUUUCCAGGUUAGUUGAUAAGGAAUCCUUUGGUUGAAUUGAUAGUAUGGGUAUUAUUCUUUUGGCUGGUUCAAUAAUCCCUUUUAAUAAAAAAUAGAGUUUUGGUAAAGAAAAGGAAACCUAGGAUUUCUCAUCCGGGAAAGGCAGUGAAAUUUAGGGUUUUGAUGGAGGAAUUGCCAGACCAGUUGGUAUGGGAAGUUUUGGGAAGGAUCAAGAAAACCCAAGAUAGGAACUCGGUUUCUCUCGCCUGGAAACGUAUCCAUGAUCUAGAGAGAGAACAGAGAGAAUUCCUUAAAGUGGGGUGUGGUUUAGAUCCAGCUAAUGAUGCCCUAACAUCUCUCUGCAGACGAUUCCCAAACUUGACAAGAAUUGAGAUCAGUUACUCUGGUUGGAUGUCCAAAUUGGGGAAACAACUUGACGACCAUGGCCUUCUAAUACUCUCCGAGCGAUGCCCUUCCUUAAUUGACCUAACCCUAUGCUAUUGCACUUAUGUAACAGACAUGGGUCUUUGCCAUCUCUCUUCUUGCAGUAAACUUAGGGCUCUGAAGCUGAAUUUCACCCCAAGCAUAACUGGUUGUGGGAUCUUAUCCUUAGCAGUUGGUUGCAAAAGCCUUUCAACUCUCCAUUUGAUACGAUGCCUUAACGUAAGCAGUGUGGAAUGGUUAGAAUAUCUUGGUCGACAGGAAAUACUAGAGGACCUUUUGAUUAAGAAUUGCAGAGCGAUUGGGGAGGGUGAUCUUGCAAAGCUUGGAUCAGGAUGGAAGAGGCUUAAACGCCUUCAAUUUGAGGUUGACCCAAGCUUUCGAUAUAUGAAGGUUUAUGGUAGAUUAGCAGUCGAUAAAUGGCAAAAACAGUGGGUUCCCUGCGAAUCCAUGGAGGAACUGAGCCUAGUUAAUUGCUUAAUAAGCCCCGGUCGAGGGCUUGCUUGUGUUUUAGGUAAAUGCAACGCAUUGGAGAAGCUUCAUUUGGAUAUGUGCGUUGGGGUUAGAGAUAUUGAUCUCAUAACCCUGGCACAACGAUCCACGAACCUCAAGUCUCUCUCUCUUAGAGUUCCUUCUGAUUUCUCUCUCCCAAUUUUAAUGAACAAUCCACUGAGAUUAACAGAUGAGAGCAUAAAAGCCAUAGCAAAUAACUGUUCAAAGCUCGAGUCUCUCAAGAUAUCAUUCUCUGAUGGGGAGUUUCCUUCUUUCUCAUCUUUCACCUUAACUGGUAUCCUUUCAUUAAUUCAGAAGUGCCCAAUAAGAGUUUUGGCUCUAGACCAUGUGUAUUCAUUCAGUGACCUUGGUAUGGAGUCUUUCUGCUCUGCCCACUAUCUUGAUGUGCUUGAGCUUGUAAAGUGUCAAGAGAUUAGUGACGAGGGGUUGCAGCUUGUUCAACACUUCCCCAAAUUGAGUAUUUUAAGGCUUUCAAAGUGUUUAGGGGUGACUGAUAUCGGGUUGAAGCCUCUUGUUGGAUCACAAAAGCUCGAACUUUUGACUGUGGAGGAUUGCCCUCAAAUUACGGAGAAGGGUGUUCAAGGGGCAGCAAGAACAGUUUCAUACAGGCAGGACCUGUCAUGGAUGUAUUGAAUUGUUGAUAGAAGCCGAGUGUUCGAGAACAUAAUAAAGGAUGCCUCAAAUAUGAACAAAUCUGCACCUGGGCUUUGGCUUGGUGGUAGCCAUACCACUCCCGGUUUGGAUGAGGAAGAUCAAGGGCUUGCAGUUUGUCCCAUAACUCCAAAGAAGCUGAUCCUUGUUGUGGGAAUUGAUUUCAAAGCUUCGAAAAUUCGUUGCUCGAGUUUUGUAUAGACAUACAUACGAAUGCAAGGAUGUAAAUGCAUGUACAUGUUAUGUGCAUAGCGUGCAUGAUCUCCAUAUACACAUGGAAUGUUCAAAUACUAACCUGCAUAAUCUGCUCAUG
Molecule: messenger RNA, 2739 nt
Organism: Amborella trichopoda
Lineage: Eukaryota; Viridiplantae; Streptophyta; Magnoliopsida; Amborellales; Amborellaceae
Source: RefSeq, a predicted model, not a curated record